AUGGCCUCUCUGACAGCAUCCCAGUAUGCAUCUGCUAGUUUAUCGACCCCAAUCACGGGUACGGUGCACGCCUGCCAGCAACUGAUCGAGAUCGCUAACGGAGCAUCGAACGUGUGCAGCCGUGACAUGUUCAACAAGUGGGAGGCGCAGCGGUGGUGGGGGGAGAACUACGACCGCGUGGUGGAGCUCUACAGCGUGCAGACAUUCAGCCGGCAGCAGGGCAUCUCGACGCCGACGUCCUCCAUCGACGACGCCACUCAGAGAGACUCGUCGUUCUACUCCCGCGCCGGCUCGACGAGGGAGAGCCCGGUGAUCCUGCCGCCGACGGCAGCGGUGGGCAGGGAGCAGCCGAUCGUCCGCGCCACUUCGUGCAGGGCCAUGGCGGCGGCUUCCACGGCCCGAGCUGCGUGCAACCAGUCGUCCAGUGCCGUGCCGGACCCGUCGGACCACGUGUGGGCGCACCACUUCAACCUGCUCAACUCCGCGCCGGCGCCGCCGGCUGCUCCGCACCUGGACCCGUCGCGCGCUACCACGUCGUCCCUGGACGAGGCGUCCGUGUCCGUGAGCAACGCGAGCGACCUGGAGGCCACGGAGUGGGUGGAGCAGGACGAGCCCGGCUUCAGACGGGAGAGGUUCGGCGAGGAUAGGGCCAAGGUGUGGUGGGAGCAGAACAGAGACCGAAUACACGCGCAGUACCUGUGA
This is a messenger RNA of Miscanthus lutarioriparius, 702 nucleotides long. NCBI's taxonomy places the organism in Eukaryota, Viridiplantae, Streptophyta, Magnoliopsida, Poales, Poaceae. The record is from the annotation of a GenBank genome assembly.